AUGGCAACAACUACAAUUCAAACAACUCUAUCCGCAACGACAAAAAUCACCCCUCCAAGAACCAAGCUUGUUUGCUUCUCUUUUGCUGCCUACGCCAAGAACCUCAUCGACCAUUUAAGAUCCCUCAACAUUCCGAUUCUUCCUGGCCUAAACGACGAUGAAUUUACUUUCAUUGAAUUCACUUUAAACUUCACUUUCCCUCCUGACCUCCGCUCCAUUCUCAGGGAAGGCCUCCCCGUCGGUACCGCAUUCCCCAAUUGGCGUUCUUCUUCUCAACAACAGCUUCAGCUUCUUUUAAAUCUCCCCUUUUUGUCCCUGUCGAGAAACGUAGCUCUUAACAACUUUUGGUCUGAUUCUUGGGGGCAAAAGCUGCAAGAAAAGAAUCAAAGUUUGUCAUUGGUUAACCAAUUAUUACAGAAAGCACCGGUUCUUGUUCCUAUAUAUAGAAACUGUUAUAUUCCCUCGACGCCUAAUAUCGCCGGGAACCCCGUGUUUUACAUCGACAGUGAGGAGGUCAAAGUUUUGAGCUUUGACCUCGCGGGGUUUUUCAAAGAAGUUGAGUUCUCGCAAGCCGGUGUUUUUAAGUCGAUCAAUAAUAUUGAGAUGCCUGUUUGGGCGGCGAAAGAGGCGCGGAGGAUUGAGUUUUGGACGGAGGCGGCGGAGAGAGGGAAGAGGAUGGUGGCGCGUGGAGACACGCGCGGGUGGUGGAACGGCGGUGGUGGUGGUGAAGUUGGGGUGGGAUUGGAUUGUUGUUUGGAGGGAGUGUUUUGGAAAUUGAGAGAUGGAGGAUGGAGGGAAGAAGAGGUUAGGGAGAUGAUGAUGAUGAACGGGUGUGAUGAAGAUGAUGAGAAGGAGGGGGUGAAGAGUGGGGUCCAAUUAGGGGGGUCCAAUUAUAGAGAGUGUGUAGUGUGGCAAAUGAGAGUAUUGUCUCUGGUGUUAUUACGUGCGGGGUGGAGGAGGGAAGAAGUGGUGUACUCGCUUAAUCUUGAAGAUGAUGGUGAUUUUGUUGAAGGAAUGUUGUCAAGAAGAGGAGGAACAUGA
This is a messenger RNA of Pistacia vera, 1041 nucleotides long. RefSeq lists its product as uncharacterized. NCBI's taxonomy places the organism in Eukaryota, Viridiplantae, Streptophyta, Magnoliopsida, Sapindales, Anacardiaceae. The transcript has a single exon. The coding region runs from base 1 to 1041 and encodes 346 amino acids. The record is from RefSeq and is a predicted model, not a curated record.